Molecule: messenger RNA, 543 nt
Organism: Hibiscus syriacus
Lineage: Eukaryota; Viridiplantae; Streptophyta; Magnoliopsida; Malvales; Malvaceae
Product: protein SHOOT GRAVITROPISM 6-like
Exons: 7
Coding region: 1-543 (180 amino acids)
Cellular component (GO): cytoplasm
Source: RefSeq, a predicted model, not a curated record
AUGCUAAUACAAUCUUUCUGCUAUGUUAGCUUUCAAGCAGUAUGGGAAUAUAACAUUGAUUUCCCUUCAGACUCUCCCAUUGAUGGUGAUGUCAUAGUUUGGGCUGCUUCACGAGAUCUUAAGGCUCUUGCUUUGAAUGCCUGUACUUCCUUAGUUUCUGUGGAGCCAAAGUUGACAAUUGAAACAAGAAAUCAUAACGCCCUCAACCGGUUCGCCCCAUUAAUGGAGAUAGAAGGGUUGCUGCCACUAUUCAGUUCCCACAGCAUUAACUCCGACGAUCGAAGUGAUUACGAGGACUUCUUAAGAGAUUUUACGAAGCAAUUUCUGCAGCAUCUUCUCUCCAGAGUCGAUACUUACAUGGUGUUAACCAUUCAGGCUUUUGAUGCACCUUGGCCGACAAUCCAAGCAAAUGCUAUUUAUGUUUCCAGCAGCAUACUCUCUGUUUCAGACGAUCGGCACAUUUUAUAUCUUUACCACUCACAGGUGUUCGGGAUGUUGGUUAGCAAGAUGAGUCGUUCAACGGAUGCCGUCGUUAGCCAUUAA